AGAGGGAGAAGGAGAGGAGGAGGUUGAAGGGGUGGGUCUAUAUAAGAGCAGCUGCCUCCAACCUUCAUGUAGCCAGAGAAACCACGCUGAGACUGAGGCAAGGAAACAUAAGCUGAGGAAUCUGCGAAGACCCCCACACAGGCGGCCACAAUCUUUCACCCAGCACAGACUCGCCAGACGGGGCUGCUCCUACAAGAAUAAGACGGUGGGACCAUGAGGACCGUAGUGGCUCUGCUGCUUCUCUGUCUGUGCGAUCCAGGACGUAGUGACUGCCAGACAGACUGCCUGACCUGCAGCAAAAUCCUGCCCAAACAGCUCAGUUUCAACACUGUGGUGUGUCUCAUUGAGUGCAAAAGCAAAGUUUCUCCUUCUUUUUCCUGGGAGAUCUGCCGUAAAACACUAUCUUCUUUGUCCCUCGAUGGCACCUUGAGAAAAAGAUCACAAGAAGAAGCCGAUGUUCUACUUCCUGAGGAAGAGGAGCAAAUGGAUGGGGGUCUCUUGCUGCCCAUCGAGUUACAGAGAUUCAACCAUGUGACCCGCGCACUCGACAUGAACGACAGAGGCCUGGUUAGCAAGAACAGUCAGCUGAGCACUCUCUAUGGUUCCCAGGAUGCCCUUUCACUUGCCAAUGACUACGAGGAAGAGGAGGCAGAGCAGGAAGAAGAGGAUGUUGGUGCAGCAGUAAGAGGGCAGGAUGAUCCAGAGCUGAGCAUCUCCAAGAGGUUUGGCGGCUUCAGCAAAGGAAGGCACAGCUACAGGUUAAUAUCUCCAGGAAGGUCAUACCAGAAGAGGUAUGGCGGCUUCAUCGGUAUUCGAAAGUCAGCCCGCAAGUGGAACAAUCAAAAACGCUUCAGUGAGUUCCUGAAGCAAUAUCUGGGCAUGAGCACCCGGGCCACUGAGUUCAACAGCAUUUCAGGAGACCUCGCCCAGCAGAAUGAAGUUUGAGGGAGCACGCGUUUAAUGCCCGGCCAUGAAAGAAUUACUGGGUGUUUUACGUUGUCUUCUUUUGUAACAGAGAACAUUUCAAAGUUAAACUUGCAACAAUAAUCAUACAAUUAAAUUAAGUACCUAAUAAAAUAUUUAAGACUCCCAUCACAGUCCUGGUUGUACCAAGACAUAUAAAUAGCCUUUUGUUUUUUUCAUCUUUUCUGUUUAUACGAAGUAUAAAAAAAAAAAAAAAAACUUGAUGCUGGAUACUCUCCUUUUAAAAGUUUUCCUUCUACAGGACAUCCUUCUUACAACAGACAACCUAAAUUACUUUAGACAUUACUUUCCAUGUCUCAAAAGGCAUGCAGAAAGAUUGGAAAAGUGGAAUUGUAUUUAAAUAUUCUCCAGUUUGGUAUAAGAAUGAACACAAGAAAACCAGGCAUGGGAAAGUAUUUGUAUUUCCAGACUUAUUUUUCUAUUGUGUCCAACCCUCUGUUCAUCCAUUCGUCCAUCUGUCUGUCUGUCCAUCAGUUGUGCACCCUCCUUCUUUCCAGUCUCUGAAUAAAUUCCACCUCAGGCAAGAAUGGGGAAAUCUGGAAAUUUGAGUCUGGGAAAGUGUGGAACUUUGACAUGGCAUAAGAACCUUGUAUUUAGUGAAUUAGCUGCUGAAGAACCUCCCGUUUUAAGAUUUGCAACAAAAUCUAAAAGCCUUAAGCUUUAAAAUAUUAUGUGACCCUCCCACAAACUUCAACUGCUUUUGGUUUCUAUCUUCACACAUUACUUUUCGGAUCUGCUUGUGUGUUUUGGCCCUGUUUCUGGAUGAAAUUUUGAACCCCUCAUUUUCCGUAUGUCGCCAUCUAGUGGACAAAUACUUAUAGCAGUCAAAUAUGAAGAAAUGUCUGCUUUUUUCCCCUCUUUGUUUAAGUUCUGGUCUCUUGGUGAUAAGACCUUUGGCAGCAAUGUAUCUGUAUGUGAUUCAUGUUAAAUAAAUGAAAAUAUGGUAACCCACUCUUACAUUUUGUUGCUAUUAUCUCCUUCAUAGUACUCCUGAUACAGAUAAAUUUAAGUAUUUUGACUUUAACAACACUAUAGAGCAUGCAGCAUUCGUUCAUACUUUAUGACAGUAAUCAGUCUUACCUUAUGUUGUGCAGAGAUGAGCAUAAUCCAUGACGGCCUUUUGUUUUUGAAUUCUUGUGUGUAAAAAUUGUCUCUGAACUGUACUGAUGUAAAAUAUUUCUGUUGGCCAGGAGGAUGUCUUGUAAAUAGCUAAAUUUAAACAUGUCAAUAAAUACAGUUUACUAUUUCCUUCA
Girardinichthys multiradiatus is the source of this 2237-nucleotide messenger RNA. It is a transcript of the gene pnoca, whose product is annotated as prepronociceptin a. Gene Ontology annotation, molecular function: opioid receptor binding. NCBI's taxonomy places the organism in Eukaryota, Metazoa, Chordata, Actinopteri, Cyprinodontiformes, Goodeidae. Bases 214 to 945 code for a protein of 243 amino acids. Gene Ontology annotation, biological process: chemical synaptic transmission; sensory perception; neuropeptide signaling pathway. The transcript has 4 exons. The record is from RefSeq and is a predicted model, not a curated record. Gene Ontology annotation, cellular component: axon terminus; dendrite; plasma membrane.